Molecule: messenger RNA, 747 nt
Organism: Entrophospora sp. SA101
Lineage: Eukaryota; Fungi; Glomeromycota; Glomeromycetes; Entrophosporales; Entrophosporaceae
Source: the annotation of a GenBank genome assembly
AUGGACAAUUGCCCCAAGUGUAAUGUAAAAAAUAAAUAUCUUUAUUGGUGUCUUCAAUGCCUCUCCCAAUAUUUUCAAGCUGAGUUUUCUAACUGGUCAAGUGGUAAUCAAAUUAUAGACAAAUUUAUUCAAGAAAUUCAACUUAAUGCAACUGAAUGGGCGCAGUACUUAGAGUGGAUUCCAUACGAAAGACUAGUUAAUGUCCACUAUUUAGCAAAAGGAGGAUUUGGGAGUGUCUAUUCUGCAACAUGGCUGGAUGGACCGAAAGCCUGUGAUCGAGAUAAGAUCGAAAUUUUUUGUAGAAAAGAAAACCAUCCUGUUGCUCUUAAAAGUAUUAAUCAUUCAGGACCAGCCAUGGAAGGAUUCUUUUCUGAGCUUAACAUUUAUAUUGAAGCAAUGAAAAGUUUUGAUGGAUAUAAUGAUCUUCUAAGAUAUUAUGGAAUAACCCAGAACCCAGAAACAAAAGAAUACAUGAUGGUAACACAGUUUGCAAAUCAAGGUUCACUACGUGAUUCAUUAAAUAAGUCGUUUGGAAAUAAAAUGUUAUGGAAAACUAAACUUUAUCUCCUUAUGAGAAUUUCAACUGCCCUCAUUACAAUACAUCAAGCUGGUCUUGUUCACCGUGAUCUACAUAGUGGUAACAUACUGUUGGAUGACGACGAUGAAGACUCUGCUACAAUUCUCGCACCUAUGACAAGAGUAAGCGAUCUUGGCUUAACUUGUCAAGGAUUUAAUAAUAGAACAUAG